Molecule: messenger RNA, 1530 nt
Organism: Stylonychia lemnae
Lineage: Eukaryota; Ciliophora; Spirotrichea; Sporadotrichida; Oxytrichidae
Source: the annotation of a GenBank genome assembly
AUGGAAAACAGUAGAAGCAGAAUUGGAAGCACAUUCCUAAACAUAUCGAACUUAGAUCUCAACCUUUCUAAUUUGUAGCCUCAGAGGAGAGGUUCUUACUACGAUCCAUUUGAGAGCAGUAUUCUUGUUAAGAGCAGAUAGACGUAUUCUGAUAUGUAGAGUCCUCUACUUGGAAGCAAAAAGAGUUCUAAAGGGGGGUUAAGUAUUUCCGGCGCAGCGCUCUCAUUCAUUUCAACUAUUAUUGGAGCAGGAAUAGUGUCUCUUCCAUACGUUAUCCUACAAGCUGGAUAUUUAUAUGGAAUAAUGUUACACAUCCUCAUGAUUUUUAUACUGCUAUUUGCAGUAUACUUGCUUUUAGUUGCUAGGCAAAAUCUUGGAUACGAGUCAUUUGGUGAAAUAGCUUAUAUUUGUUUGGGGAAACCCUCUAUAUACGUAAUCAACUUUGUAAUUACUGCUGCUACCUCCUUGAUUGUGACUAUGUAUGCUCUCUUGUUUAGUAAUAUAUGUGUAUCUUUCUCGAAAAGCGUGUUUGGUGACACUUCAAACAGUGAUUACCUUAUUGAGUAUAUAGUCACGACAAAGGUAUUUUAUAUUGUAGCGCUUUAUAUUAUACUAUUGCCAUUUGUCAUGAAGAGAAGCUUCAAAGAGCUCAAACUGACUAGUAUCCUUCUAAUUUUUGGAGUGAUUUCAAUGCUAGUAAUAUUCUUUGCGAAAGCUUUUUUUAAGUCAUAUUUUGUGAAUGAAAGUGAUUAAAAGGUAGAGAUUUAUUAGAAAGGCAGUAUUGUUGAUUCAAUUUUCAUAGUUUUGACUGCUUAUGGAUUCAUUCUGAACUUUUACCCCAUUUUCGCCUAACUUGAGGUAAGAAGCAAUAAAAAUGGUUAUUUAUCUACUUUGAUGGCGAUGCUCUUCUGCUUUAUAACCUACCUUCUCUUCUCCUAUUUUGCAAUGGAAACUUAUGGGGAAUACUUGAACCCAAACAUCUUUGAAAACAUACAAGUUGAGACCAAUAUACCCUCCUAUUUCAUCAGAUUCAUUUUCUUAGCCAUUUUUAUCUGCAACAUUCCCUUUAUUUUCCUUCCUGGCAAGGAAUGUUUAUUGAUGAUGAUUGAUGAAGCCCUGAAAAAUACAAUUUCUAAAUAAAUUGAGAUAAGAAUAGCCACUUUAAGAGCAGGAAAUGUGAGUCUAAAUAUUAGCAGACUAGAUGAAGAAGUCAAUGGUGCCUAGAUAGCCUUAAGAGUUUCAACACCAUUGUAUAUCUCCUAUACUAUUGGUCUAUUCUCUCUCCAAAUGCUGCUAGCUGUUUUAAUUGACGAUAUUACUCUUAUUUUUGGAUUUUUUGCAGCAAUUUCUGAAUCAACGAUAAACUUCAUACUUCCAGGGUUGUUCUACAUUAUAAGCUUUAAAAUUGCUGGGAAAAAACCCAAUAUUUGGGCUAUUAUCGGAAGCUAUAUCUACGUAGUCGUAGGCAUCUUCCUGUUUUUCUUUGCAAACUACAACAACAUCAUAAAAAUUACUUCAUCUCCAAUUUGA